This is a messenger RNA of Nycticebus coucang (slow loris), 6622 nucleotides long. It is a transcript of the gene GABRA2, whose product is annotated as gamma-aminobutyric acid type A receptor subunit alpha2. Gene Ontology annotation, cellular component: dendrite membrane; neuron projection; GABA-A receptor complex. The coding region runs from base 312 to 1604 and encodes 430 amino acids. Gene Ontology annotation, biological process: regulation of postsynaptic membrane potential; chloride transport; nervous system process. The transcript is spliced from 11 exons. NCBI's taxonomy places the organism in Eukaryota, Metazoa, Chordata, Mammalia, Primates, Lorisidae. The record is from RefSeq and is a predicted model, not a curated record. Gene Ontology annotation, molecular function: transmitter-gated monoatomic ion channel activity involved in regulation of postsynaptic membrane potential; GABA-A receptor activity; inhibitory extracellular ligand-gated monoatomic ion channel activity.
UCUCCCCCUCCUUCUCCCCUCCCUCUCUUCCCCCUCCUCCUCUUCCUCGUCCUCCUCCUCCUCCUUCUCCUCCGCCCAUCACGGCCACUACGAACGCCUUCGCCUCCUUCUACACCUCGCGCCGCCGCCGCCGCCGCCGCCGCCGCCGCUCCUCGCGCUCCCCGCGGCUCACACCAGCCCGUGGCUCCCCACUCUCGGCUGCAGCAGUCUCUCGCUCUCUCUCGCUCUCUCCUCUCUCAAGUUUUCUGUCUCUUCAGGAUUAGGGCAAAGGGAGGAAAACACCGAUUUCUGCUUGCUGUUUCAGAGCGCCGAUGAAGACAAAACCGAACAGCCACAACAUGCAGUUGCUGCUUCUUGUUCUCUUAGUGUGGGACCCUGCCAGGUUGGUUCUGGCUAACAUCCAAGAAGAUGAAGCUAAAAAUAACAUCACCAUCUUUACAAGAAUUCUAGACAGACUUCUGGAUGGCUAUGAUAAUCGGCUUAGACCAGGACUGGGAGACAGUAUUACUGAAGUCUUCACUAACAUCUACGUGACCAGUUUUGGCCCCGUCUCAGAUACAGAUAUGGAAUAUACAAUAGAUGUUUUCUUUCGACAAAGAUGGAAAGAUGAACGUUUAAAAUUUAAAGGUCCUAUGAACAUUCUUCGACUUAACAAUUUAAUGGCUAGUAAAAUCUGGACUCCAGAUACCUUCUUUCACAAUGGGAAGAAAUCAGUCGCUCAUAAUAUGACAAUGCCAAAUAAGCUGCUUCGAAUCCAGGAUGACGGCACUCUCCUGUACACAAUGAGGCUUACAGUCCAAGCUGAAUGUCCAAUGCACUUGGAGGAUUUUCCAAUGGACGCUCAUUCGUGUCCUCUGAAAUUUGGCAGCUAUGCAUAUACAACCUCAGAGGUCACUUAUAUUUGGACUUACAAUGCGUCUGAUUCAGUGGAGGUCGCCCCUGAUGGCUCCAGGUUAAAUCAAUAUGAUCUGCUGGGCCAGUCAGUUGGGAAGGAGACUAUUAAAUCCAGUACAGGUGAAUAUACUGUAAUGACAGCUCAUUUCCAUUUGAAAAGAAAAAUUGGGUAUUUUGUGAUUCAGACAUAUCUGCCGUGCAUCAUGACUGUCAUCCUCUCCCAAGUGUCAUUCUGGCUUAACAGAGAAUCUGUGCCCGCCAGGACAGUGUUUGGAGUAACGACUGUUCUCACAAUGACCACUCUAAGCAUCAGUGCUCGGAACUCUCUCCCCAAAGUGGCUUACGCGACUGCCAUGGACUGGUUCAUCGCCGUGUGUUACGCUUUUGUGUUCUCCGCCCUAAUUGAAUUUGCAACUGUAAAUUACUUCACCAAAAGAGGAUGGGCUUGGGAUGGGAAGAGUGUAGUAAAUGACAAGAAAAAAGAGAAAGCCUCUGUCAUGAUACAGAACAAUGCUUAUGCAGUCGCUGUUGCAAAUUAUGCCCCCAAUCUUUCAAAAGAUCCAGUUCUCUCCACCAUCUCCAAGAGUGCGACCACGCCAGAACCCAACAAGAAGCCGGAAAACAAGCCAGCGGAAGCCAAGAAAACCUUCAACAGUGUCAGCAAAAUUGACAGAAUGUCUAGGAUAGUUUUCCCAGUUUUGUUUGUGUGAUUCUAUUAUGUGCUUCGCAUGAUUGUGUAAUACCAAGGUCACAAAUGCAUCUUAUUAACAGAAUUCGCAAUGAAGAAAGCCUUGACAUUAAAAUUCCCUCACAAAAGGUAAUCCAUAAUUCUUAAUAAAAUGAAAUAAAAUUGUGAUAUGAGCCAAGAAACGUAUUUCUUUAAUUCCCUUGCAAUAACAUUUUUCUUUGUCAUCUAAAUAAUUUUAAAAUGUACACUAUAUUAACACACUGAAAUAGGAGGUAUGCCACUUUUUUUAAAUGUAGCAUAGCUCUUCUGUGUAGUUUGGGAAGUGUGCAAUUGUAUGAAAAAAGGAUGCAAUUCUUAGAGGCAAGCAAUCAAAUGUUUUGCCUAGAAUGCAUUAUUAGACACUUACAGAAUAUUUUCCUAUGAGGCCUGCAUUGCCCCCAUAAUGUCUGACUAUAAAUUACAAAUUUGUACAUAUAUACAUAUGUAAAAAUAGUUGUAAAUAACAGCUUCUGUAUAACAGAAAAGGCUCACCUGUACUUUGGGCAAAGGGCUGCAAUUAUAUUUAUGGCACCAGAUUUAUUAACAUUUAUGGAAGAUUAACUAGAAAACUUGUUUUCAUGUUCAUAUUUUUAAUUUCAAUUCUUGUUUGAACUAGUGACAUUCUGACCUUUAGAUUUUCCCAAUGAUGUGGAUCAGAAUCCUCUGUUACUUUUCUGACUUUAAAAAUUAAAAUCCUUUUUACAAUUGUCUUAUUCUUUUGAAAUUUAAAUAAGUCAAAAAAAGAUUUUGCUCUUGUGGAGAGAGUGAGGAAAAAGGAUUUUUUUUCCAUGGAAAAAGGAUUUUUAAAUUAUAGAGGCAAAGUCUUACAAUUCUUCUCCCUUCCAUUAACCAGUUUAAAAUCAAAAUGAAAAUGAAAUUAAUUCAUCACAGUAAGGAUAACAUUUUAUAAACUAUCAUUGGUCUUUUUUGCCCAUAAAAUUACACCUGUUUUCUGCAGUUGCACAAUGACAUAAAGAGUUAUGGUAUGUACAAAAUGUAAAUACAUGUACAUAUAUAAUCUCAUUAUUGUAUAGCUACUAUUCUGAUUCGCUAUUCAUUAAAAAAUAUUUUCCCUCCUGCUAUGUGCCAUGCCCUGAAGUUGGUAUUAAUUAUCAUUCAUCUCACAUCCACUGAAUUUAGUUGAAAAUUAAAGUACAUCUCAUUCAUAUAAGGACAUAAAAGAAUAUCUGAAACAUGUUAAUUUCAUACUGAGAGCUGAUACCACAGUGGCCCAAGCUGGUGGCUGUUUUGUUCUUUUCUGCUAUUCAUGUUCCUAAUGGUUUGAUUAUAAAAAUGGAACAAAUACAACCAUUUAAGACCUUUUAAAGACGUCAAUGAUUUUUCAAGUGCCAAUCUUAAUGUUUAGAAAUCUUUUCAGGGAUUUCUCUAUUUCAAAUUUAUCUCAGGUUUGGGUAAGUGAUCCCUUAAGCCAUGUUUAUAAGUGUUUUUAAUAGUUCAUAGUUUAUUUUAGAAAUAACACAUAGGCUAUUAUUUUACCCAUAUUUUUUCUUUGGCAAAUAUAUUUUGGUAAAUAUAUUUGGUAUAUACAAAUACGCAAUAUAUAUGUAUGUACCAAAUAUACACCUCUAUAUACAUUUCCGUGGCACUUUUUGUAAUCCUAGCUGAGAGAACUAGACUCUGUCAUGAUAUCCUCAUGAAUUCUGGGAGAGAACCAAAGCCCUGUAGAGACUGUACUUGGACAUGCCCUGUCCUCAUUCCAGUGGCAGAAAAAGGAAGUAGCUCGACUCACCGACACUGACAGUUCUUCAGCAUCUGUUAAGAAUUUGUUUCGUAUCUUCCAUACUUUAUACCCUCAGACACAGGUCUGUGAAACAUAAAAAUAUUUUUUGCUUAAUUUGAAAAUUUGGGGUCAUAUUGAUAGGUUUUCUAAAUAAGGUAUUUCUUUUAUUAGCCCCUGGAACUCCUACAUCCAUCUGCAUAUUUUUGAAGCAAUUUACAAUCUCUUUCCAUAUGGAAAGAUUUAAAAUGUCAAGGAAACCACUAACUGACUCCUUGCUGCUCUGUAAUGCCAUUUAUUUUCCUUUUAAUUGAAGUCCCAUGGGCACUGUGUGUUUCCCUUUUGUAAAUCUAAAUUUAAACUGGGGAAUGGUGUCGUUAUUUUUGACACCUGCAUGCUUUGGGAACAUGGAGACUGUACCAAAACCACCUGUAAUGGUGUGGUUUGGGCAAGACAAAUUAUAUUUUUCUCUCUUGAAUUUAUGCUUUGACAAUGAAAGUCAGUAUUUAAGAAUUCUUUAAUAUCCAUAAUUUUGCUAUUAAAAUUUAUAUUAAAGAUAUUAAUAUUUUCAUUAGUAUUUAAGAGCUCAUAUUUUCAUCAAAUUCAAAGAGAAAAACAGGGACAGAAGUAUCAAAGAGAAGAACCCACAGGAAAAGUGAGGCUACUGCUUAUUAAACACGGUGAAAUAUUUUCCCUUUUUAACUCCUAAGGAAGUGAAUAAAUUAUAAAUACCUAUGUAUAUACACAAAUAUUUAAUACCUCAUGAUUCUAUCAUAGUGAGGAUCAUAACUAAAUUACUGAAAUAGAGAAAUUUCAUGUAAAAGGCAUUUGAAAAUGUAUUGAUCAAUAAAUUAUUCAAAAUCUAAUUAUUAAGAGAAUUAUAUAUCAUUAAUUUUUUGUUAAAAUUCUUAAAUAUCGGUAUAUAUAGAUCACCAUGUUUUCUGUCUUGUUUAGUUGAAAUAUUAUAUUUUUUUGUUUACAUAAUGACUUUUAUUAUAUAGGUAAUUAUAUACCCCAUCUCAAACCAUUUAAUAUAUAACAUUAGAUUAUAUUAUCAGUAGGGGAAAAUAAUUAACUGCUUCAUAUUACAGUAAUAUUUCCAAAGAAUCUUUCACAAAGUCUUAGCUUUGUGUAUGUGUGUGUGAGUAUAAUUUCCAGGUAAUGAAAGAACAUUUUGAGAAAUUCAGGUAAAUUUAUGAAAUCCAAACAAUUUAUUAAUGGAGGCAAUCACAAAUCACAAAUGUAGCUCUAGUAACUAGCAAGUAACUUAGUCAAUGGCAUAGGUUUCUAAAUUAAUCCAUAACAAACUUGUUAAUUAGAAUUAGACUUGAUCUAACACAUGAUUAGAAAUAUUCUUUCUAUAUUGGUAUAACUGUAAACACGUUUCUGAUGUGUUACUGGUUGUUUUUUUGAGAUACUAAGUUAAAAAUUAUCUUGUAAUUCUACUUUAGACUAGAAGUCUUCAAAAUUCCACAUGUGUCAAUGGAGGCUCUUUUAAAAGCUAAGUAUUUGGUUGAUUGUUGGCAAGUAUCAAAUUAUCAUUACUGGUUAGUUUUAUAUCUAACCUUUUAAAUUGAAACUAUCCUGAAUAUAUCCUUCUGGAGCACUCAUCAUAUUAUAGUCAAUGUUCUAAGCCCUUCCCAUAUAUUACCUCAUUUAAUCUGCACAACAACCGUAAUCACUGUGUGAUUCUUGAAGUCUGGAAGUCUAGAAUUUCUAUAUAUUGUGGUACACUAACACCCAAGCUAACAUAUAUUUUAGGAAAAGUAUAACUUAGGAUAAAAGCUGUAUUUUUGUUGCUAUAGUUCAAAUUUAUAUUUAUACCUUACUUUUUGAAAACAUCUAUCCAUGAGGAAAGUCUCUAUCUGCUUUCCACACCAGAAAACCAAACACUAACUAAUGAACACACACUAACCAAGAAAACUGUACUAUGUAGUAACUGAGUAUCCAUUUUUGUGACAUUACUUGUUCACUAACUUUAGUUACAAUUUAGUGUCUGGGAAUACAUUGCAUUUUUUCGUUUUUGGUUCAUAAAUAAUGAUCCUGUAUUUUAAAAAAUGAUUAAAGUUGAUGAAGUACACAAAUGUAAUCACUACUUUCUUCUUUUUUUUUCUUAUUUUCCCAGUUUUGUUAGUGGUUGGAGAAAUUUUUAUUUGCCAUAUUGUUGGUAUCAUAACAUUCAAUCCAUUAAACUUCAAGAGUUAUAUAUUGAGUUCAUCAACACUUUAUUGUAAAUGACUAUUUACAGAAAGGAGACUAAAUUAGUUCCAUUAAUUAAUUUAUUAAUGCCAUUGUUUGGAUUGAAAGUGUUGAAUUGGCUUAGUUGAUGUGGAAAUUUCAGUUUUUCAUGCUUCUUUUUAAAGACUUUACCAUAGCAUACUGCCAAAAUGUAAGCCUGUAUUACUUAAUAGAUAUGAGUACCCCAACAAAGUUUAUCUAAAAAAGAAAAACUGGUACUACAAAAGCAGAACAAAGGCAUUAUAUGCAGACCUACUUUAGAAAGAACAGGUUAUAGAUUUGUCCAGAAUUUAUUUUUAUAGAUUCAACAUAGUAGUUGAAGCAGUCACUUGAGCUUUAAAUUUAGCAUAAUGUGUAAAGAAGUUUAAUGUAUGAUUAAAAAGACAUACGUGAAACCAAAGUAUUGAGCCACAAUUUUCAAGAAGUAAACUUUCCAUCCUUGAAUAAGUUCUCGAUUGUGUUUUGAUCUUUGUGUGCUUGAUUUUGAGUUUCUUGGUAUCCUAUUGAUUUCCAAGAUUUUCCUGAGCAGAUACAAAUCAGGUUUGGUGUGCUUUAAGUGGAGGAAUAUAACCUUUGUUGAGAUGCUUCCACUGGAGAUGAUGUGCAUGGAAACUUUACAAAGCUUCGUGCUUGUUGCUAAAUUAGAAAAUAAAGAAAGCAAAAAGGAAUGAACUAUAUCCCCUCAUUACAAAUUAAUACUAAAAUCACAUGCACAGAAGAUAUAGAAUGAAAGUCCAAUAGUAAACUUUGGAUAUUCACAUGAUGUGAAAUUUGAAAUUUUCUGGGUGACAAUCUACUCAUAUGGUAGAUUUUCUGGUUUAAGAAAAUAAUUAAAGAACUAAUAAUAUUUGUAAUUUGUGACCUUGUUGUAAUUGGGAAAAGCCACUAGUUUUCACAUAUGUAAGACAGUUUGACCUAUAUUGAAUGUGUCACUAUGCUUGCUGUUUUAAAAAUUUCUAAUUAAUACCAUGCAAAUUAAUGCUAAACAUUACCUUUUUGUACUUAUUAAAAUUAAUUUAAAUAUA